Molecule: messenger RNA, 1658 nt
Organism: Panicum virgatum (switchgrass)
Lineage: Eukaryota; Viridiplantae; Streptophyta; Magnoliopsida; Poales; Poaceae
Exons: 5
Coding region: 449-1429 (326 amino acids)
Source: RefSeq, a predicted model, not a curated record
CGCUUGCCCGGCGCGCCCAACGGCCUCGCUCCGCGCCCAGGGCGACGUCAUCUUCCACUACCGCCUCACCACGACCCCGAGCUCCAGUCGGAAAUGCCUCGGACCCGCACCGCGUCCGUCCCAUCACCGCCGCUCCCUCGGCGUCCGGGCCCCCCCUGGAACCCUAGCUUCGCACCUCCUUAAGCCCCGGCCUCCGCCCCUAACGAAACCCUAAUCAAUUCGGGGGUUUUCCCCUUCCACCGCCGCCAAUUUCAAGGAGAGGGGGAGAAGCAGAGGGGAGGGAAGGACGCCGCGAGGAGGACGACCGCGGCCGGGAUCUUCGUCACGCCUGCGCCCCGUACGGCUACGUCGACCGUAGCUGCGCGGCACUGCACAGCCUCGACCCCCCGGCCUCACCUUGCCACCGCACCCAGCUCGGCGUCCACAGGCCCACCGUAAUAUAGCAGCGAUGGAAAUGUGUUACGAUGAGGGCAAUCUCCCCAUUAUGGAAAUGUUGGAAAUGUGUUCCGAUGAGCGCAAUCUCCUCAUUAUGGAAAUGUGUUACGAUGAACUUGAAAUGAUGGACUUUGAACACUUCUCGGUGUACGACAGACUGACAAUGGAGAAGUGGACGCGUAUUGAAAUAAUGGCAGGAAAGCUGUGGGAAAAGUGGCAAAACGGAGCUGCAUCAUGGGCUAUGCAGAGUGCUGGAUCAUCGACGUCAUCACUACCUCCUCUCCCAGCAGCAGGCCCGCCCCCUAUUUUGGAAGAGCUGCUGGGACCAGGAUUACAGGCAGUUGAUGUUCUCACAGUCACAGAAAUCUUGGUCUCCAUGACGGAGAUACUAGCUGUCGGAGGAUUUCUCGGCGCUCUGGGUUUUGCCGUUAAUGUCCUUGGCCCAAGAGUCGCUCUUGCUCAACUUCUUGGUCUAACUGCGACGGCACCAGCUCUUGGUACACCUAACCAGGAUCAGUCUCGGCGGACGAGGAGGAGGAGCCGGUGGGGGCCUCCUCAGUGUUACUUGUGCAGCCGCCGUGAGGUGUCACAUUUCUUUAGCUGCUGUCAGGAUCUGGUUUGUUACGACUGCGCGUCCGGGCGGGGUCCCGCCAUGUGUAGGUGCACCUCCAGGCGCCGUCCAGUGCCGCACCGCCCACAGUACUCGCCGCUUCCAAGUCGGACAGUGCGCCUCCUCCAGCACCCAAUCUGGCAGAUCUACAACAUCUCAGAUGAGCCUAACUUCAUCGUAAUUCGCUACUUCCGGCCAGAGGACGCCGCUUAUUCGCAAGAGACCACCGGAAUCCGUUAUACCUUUCACUUCUUCAUGGAGGGCGCGCAGUGGACGAGACGCAUUUCAGCCUGGUACACUGCUACUCCUCACGCCCAGGUGGCGCGGAUUUUUCUCAUAGAGGACAGCAACCCUGAAGGCAACAACGAGGCCGAGUCUCUGUAGUCGUCUCCUCACGUCCAUUUUACUUGAGAAGUAUAAACUUCAAACUUGUGUUUCUCUCUUCUACUAGGUUUGUGCCAGUCUGUUGCUACGGGUUCAUAAAAAAUCCUACCAUGCAGUAUAUUACGGUGAUGAAUUUUGGCACCAUAGCCACACAUGAGGCAAUAUUUUGAUAGACAUUUGUUCAGUGUUGAUCCUCUCCCGUAUUGGUUGCAACAGUUUUUUGUUUGCA